UGGAAAUAUAAUAAAUCUUCUUCAUUAUUGUUGACAACUCCUUCUAUAAAUUAAGAUUAUCACAAUCACAAUCACAAUCACAAUCCAUAAACGAAAAGAUAAAGAUGAAUUCGAAAAUGAUCUCAACCAGCAUUCCAUUUGCAGGCCUUUCAAAAUCCAACGAAUCUCCCAAAACCAAAACACACAAAAUGUCAUUCAAUUCGCGGCGGGUCAGAAUCCGAAGGGCGAGGGCGCAAAUCUCAGGCGUGUAUGCUCCGGCCCAAACAAAGGAGACACUGUACGAACUGCUGGGAAUUGCAGAGGACGUGAAGAGCUUAUCCGACAUUAAAAAAGCGUACAAACAGAUGGCGAGAAAGUACCAUCCCGACGUAUCUCCACCGGAGCAAGUGGACGAGUACACGAGGAGGUUUAUUAUGGUACAUGAGGCCUACGAAACGCUCUCUGAUCCCCAAACCAGAGCUCUCUACGACAGAGACUUGGCUUUCGGUGGUGGAUUUUCUCUCUCUCCCCAGGGAAUGGAGGAAAAAGAGGAGUGGAGGAGCAGCUGGGAGUCACAAUUGGACCAACUGCUGCAGCGACGCAAUUGUAGGGAGAGGUCGUCGUGGGGGGCUCGAAUGCGAAAUUCUACUAAUUAGUGGACUACAAAUUAAUUUAUGUAGAUUAUAAUAUAUGUAGUGUGAAUGCAAGUUGCAAAGUCGCGAAUUGUAUAAGCUGUUUUUUAGUAGUUACUUUUUAGAAAGAAAAAAAAAAGUUAUUUUUCCCUCUA
This is a messenger RNA of Salvia splendens (bonfire salvia), 766 nucleotides long. Its product is annotated as chaperone protein dnaJ 20, chloroplastic. The record is from RefSeq and is a predicted model, not a curated record. The transcript is spliced from 2 exons. Gene Ontology annotation, cellular component: chloroplast. Lineage: Eukaryota; Viridiplantae; Streptophyta; Magnoliopsida; Lamiales; Lamiaceae. The coding region runs from base 105 to 635 and encodes 176 amino acids.